This is a messenger RNA of Aedes albopictus (Asian tiger mosquito), 4564 nucleotides long. RefSeq lists its product as uncharacterized. Lineage: Eukaryota; Metazoa; Arthropoda; Insecta; Diptera; Culicidae. The record is from RefSeq and is a predicted model, not a curated record. The transcript is spliced from 4 exons. The coding region runs from base 628 to 3012 and encodes 794 amino acids.
UUUUGGGUUCUCAUACAAAAAAUCUUACAAGGGGGGGAGGGGGUGUCGAAAAAUCGCUAAAAUGCCCUUACGUAAUUAAUGGACAGCCCCUUAACGAAUUAGUUUGCAACUCCUUAUCUUCAUAAUCCUAAAUUUAUCAACGAGAAUCCACAUCAAAUUUAAUUUACAGAUAACGUUGCAGAUAACUGGUUUUUAUUGCAAACAAAAAAACGAAUAGGCCACUUUCAUAAGUACGUUUGGCAACAAAAAUCAAAUGCAAUGGACCGAUGCGCGUGUUCACUAAUUUGACGUUUGAGUGGUGCCGUGUUUACAGAUAAUGAACUCUUUUUUAUGGCCACCUAGAUAAAAUGGCACCGCUCAAAAGUCAAACGGUUGAAUACGUGCGUAGGUCCAUAUGCCACUCUACUGACAUUUGAGCCAUGCUUUGUUAUCUAGGCGGCUAUGGAAUCGAGUUAAUUUUUAGUAAACACGGCACGGCUUAAACUUCAAAACUGUGUGCACUGCAAGACGGCAGUUGCUGGUGACUUUACUCUUUGGUUGCAUUUCGGACUUGUUGAAUCAUUCGUAAUUUAUUUACUCUUUGUGUGGUCUGCUGGAAAACAUUAAGUUCGAGCUACAUUAAACAAUAUGAAUACGCGAAGGCGACGUCAUUUAUAUUUGUCGGCCGGAUACUAUGGCCAAAAAUACAACAAAAAGACAAAAAGAAAUGCCAUUGAAAGUGCUUCCGGAUCAUGGAUUUGUCCUGAGAAUGAAAACGAGAUGAAUUAUGUUAAUUCUGUACAAGAUGAAUCAACCAUGCAAAAUGUUCCGCACGAUCGUGAAAAUGUUUCAACUGUUUCGGAUGUGAGUGAUUCAGAAAACGAAUCUUUGGAAGAACAACAUAAUAGCGUUUUGAUUAAUGGACCAGAGAAUUUGCCGAAACUGUUCUCCAUACUCAACAAAAAGCAGUUUACUGUUGGGGCCGGCUUGAUAGUUGACGAUGUUCUGUUAAUGGUUAUGAACUAUUACGUACGACACGGCCUAACACAAACUGCUGUAGAAGAUUUGCUGAAAUUGCUUAACACUAUUUCUGGCGUCAAAGUACUUCCAGAGAGUUUUUCAUCAUUCAUUUCACAUUUUGAGUCCGAUCCUUAUAACUCAUCUCGAAUAUACUACUGCAGUAAAUGCCAGUUUGAUUACGGCCCAGCGCCACCGGAAUCAAAUGUUGGAUGCUCUAUCUGCGAAUCUAAGGAGACAGACUUCUUCAUUUCAAUUCCCGUCGAAUCUCAAAUACAACAACUUGUGAUUGAAUAUGAAUCCAAAAUUGAAGAACACCAGCGUUAUAUCGACGAGCAUAACAUUUCUGAUGUGAUGCGCGGCAGGUAUGCCAGGAAAAUUCUUCAGGAGGAAUCACGACCAUGCCUGACCUUGAGUGCCAAUACUGACGGCGCAGCCACUUUCCGAUGCACAACGCAAAAACCACUAUAUCCAUUGUUUGUGACGUUGAACAAUCUUCCUCCAUAUUUACGGUUUUCGAAACACAAUCUAAUUCUUGGCGGUUUGUGGCUUUCCAAUGGUGAACCAAACACCAAUUUAUUGUUCAAGUACUUUUGCAUAGAACUUCAACGAUUAAAGCACGAUGGAAUAACUAUUGGUUCUAAAGUGUAUACCGUGGCAUUGCUGCAAGUCAAUCUGGACUCGGUAGCGAGGUGUAAAGUUCAGAACAUGAAACAAUUCAAUGGAUCAUAUGGCUGCACCUAUUGCCUACACCCCGGAGAAGUUAAAGCUUCAAACAAUUCAAGAUGUUAUCCGUUUCUGAAACACGUUCCAAAAAGAGAAGAUAAACUGACUAGGCAAUUGAUGGACAAAGUAUCCGCGUCAGGCAAGGAGGAGUUAGGAGUCAUGGGAAAAACCGUGUUUACGUUUUUACCGAACUUCGAUGUUAUUGGAUGCUUUCCGCCUGAUUACAUGCAUUCAGUUUUACUUGGCGUUGUAAAACAGCUGUGGAGCUUGUGGACCGAAAGUGAGAAUCAUAGACAACCCUUCUAUAUUGGCAAUCGCUUGAUGGAGAUUGAGCAAAGAGUAUUGGGCUUCCGUCCACCGUCAGUUUUUCCAAGGAAACCGCGACAACUGAAGGAGUACAAAAAAUACAAAGCGAAUGAGUGGGAACCUAUGCUUCUCUAUUACCUGUAUCCGGUGCUGACUGAAAUCCUGCCUCAACACUACAUAAACCAUGUAAUGCUACUGGCAUCAUCCAUUUACCAACUCCUAGAUCCAAAGAUGAAUGACCAGGUGAUAUCCUCUUGUGAAACGAAACUGAACGCGUUUUUACAACAAUUCGAAAAACUGUACGGCAAAGACAACAUGUCCUACAAUGUUCAUUUGCUAGGACAUUUAAGUGAAGCUGUUCGAGAUUACGGAGCGCUUUACAAUUUUUCGUUAUUUCCGUACGAAGCAGGAAAUGGGAUGCUCCAAGGUUUUCGAACGGGAACCAAUAAGCCACUACUUCAAAUCGAACGAAAAUACUAUAUGAACAAGCUGUGCCAUAGGACUACCAUUGGUGUCAAUUCAGUUGUUCGAAAAUGGGUUAACUCCAUGUGGUCGAAAUCAAACACCCAGGUCCAAUUCGAUCCCAAAAUGUUAUAUGUUCUAAAUGAUACCUUCAUAUUCGAUGACGACGUAGAUGCAAGAUCAUUCACCGCUCACAGUAAACUAUAUAUUAAGGGAUUAUGCUUGGGUACUAGAAAAUCAAGCCAAGACUUCAAGUACGAUGACUCGUGGAUCUACAUGAACGAUCAUUUUUAUAAUAUAAUAGAAAUUUUAUGCGAUGCUAAUAAUUCCACUUACAUUGUUGGUCAACAGCUGCGUUGCAAAAAACUGUUCAUUAAUGUUUAUUCGUAUGUUAUGACAGAUAUUUUCAAAGUAAUGACAAUUAACGAUUCUAUUCAGCAGUGUAUGAAUAUGUGUGUAAAAUUUAGCGAUCGAACAGUACAUUAUAUAUCCAAGUGUAAAGUACAAACUCAAGUUGACUGAUCGAUGAUUUUUGAAAAAAUCAUAAAUAAAUAAAAUAGCUGAAAACACAAAGUUAUCAAUAGUUAAAUAAAAAUGUAUCUUUUCCAAACCGAAAGUUAUUACGCUCACAUAUAACACUAAAGUGUAAAUUUGUGGAUAAAAUUUCGAAAUGGUUCGAAACGAAAGGGAUGUGUUUGAACACGUCUUACAAAUCAUCUUCAAUUUUCAUACCACAGUCUCAAAAUUCAAAUAAUGUUGAAUUUGACAUUUUCAACCUCUUAUGAUUUUGUAUAUAUUGUCAAGUCUCGCUAAACCCUCCUUCCUAAAAGCGUGACGUAGUUUAUGAAUGUUUCCCUAAGUAUUUAGGAGUACCACAAAUUUCAUUGUUCACAUAUUUUAUUAUAACUACAUCAUAUAAGGAUUAUAAUAUUGAAUUCACCGAUAAAAUAACUCAUUAAGAACAAAAUAUGUUAUGAUUGCAUAAUUUGUCAUUGGGAUGCUAUUCUAUUAUUGUCUAUAUUUUAUUUGGAGAAGAACUAAUUUAGUCCUGAUUGCAUAUUUUGUUAUUAUUAAGUAUUUUUUUGUUAUUGAAUAAUAACUCAAAAAUAACAAAUUUUACAAUCAUAACACUUUUUGUUCUUGGCGUGUUAUUUAGUGUUAUUUGUGAAUAACAUAAGAAUGGUAAAAUGAGUUAUCAUUGCAAAAUUUGUUAUUAUUUUGUCCUUGGUUUGUUCUUCGCCUCUACCCGCCUCUACCUCGCCUCUCUCAGCUCCCUACAUACCAAGUUUGAGUGAAAAACUUAGGAAAACCCUACAACGGAACAACAUAAUCCUAGCCUCCCGACCACGGAACAAAAUUAAACACAUGGUGUUUAGCCAAAUGAAGGACCCGAUACCACCAGGGAAGCAGACGAAGGUAGUGUACUCGAUACCAUGUGGAACCGACGAUGGAAAAGUGUACAUAGGACAGACGAAACGCAUGCUGGAGGUACGGAUGGCGGAACACCGCAACGACUGCAAAAACCGAAAUCCAAAAUCGGGUUUGGCGGUACACACCAUCGAAGAGGGCCACGUGUUCAACUUCGAGAAAACGACAGUACUGGAGCGCAUCGAACACCCGGAGGUAAGGAUGAUCGCGGAGGUAUUUCAUAUAAAAAAGCAAGGCGAUCAGCAAACAGUGAACCUCCAACGAGAAUGCGGCAAUUUCAACUCCACGUACAACGGACUAUUGGCUCGGCUUCGUGAGGAACCACGAACACGAACGCAGACACGAACGGCGCAAAACACGAACAGUACCGAUAACGAAACGAACGAAGUGCAUGCUGAGUAGGAUGUUCCCCUGGUAGUAUAGUAAGAUAAAAUUAGUUAAUAGUGACAGACCAAGCUGUAAGGUCGCAUUCAGCAUGUUGUAAGUGUCCCCCCUUUUUUUGUAAGAAUUUGACGAAAAUUGUAACUGUCUAAUAAAUGUAUUGUAGGCGUCUGAGGAAGGCUGAAGAAUAGUAGGCUGAAACGCGUAACGUAUAAAACGCUGUUUUAAUACAACCUGUCACCGAGAAAAGCCAAUGCAACCCAAU